Saimiri boliviensis boliviensis (Bolivian squirrel monkey) is the source of this 2424-nucleotide messenger RNA. RefSeq names its product ATPase family AAA domain containing 3A (gene ATAD3A). Gene Ontology annotation, cellular component: mitochondrion. Lineage: Eukaryota; Metazoa; Chordata; Mammalia; Primates; Cebidae. Gene Ontology annotation, molecular function: ATP binding; zinc ion binding; ATP hydrolysis activity. Gene Ontology annotation, biological process: mitochondrion organization. The record is from RefSeq and is a predicted model, not a curated record.
CGCCCGCGCAGUUCCGGCCUCCGGCGCCCGGCACGUGGAAGCUGCUCCGCGCCGCGCGCGAGUCCUGCUGGCCUUGGGGUCCCGGCGGCGGGAGCGGCGGCGCGGGUCAUGUCUUGGCUCUUCGGCAUCAACAAGGGCCCCAAAGGCGAAGGCGCGGGGCCGCCGCUGCCCUUGCCGCCCGCGCAGCCCGGGGCCGAGGGCGGCGGGGACCGCGGCGCGGGAGACCGGCAGGCGCCCAAGGACAAAUGGAGCAACUUCGACCCCACCGGCCUGGAGCGCGCCGCCAAGGCAGCGCGCGAGCUGGAGCACUCGCGCCAUGCCAAGGACGCCCUCCAGCUGGCGCAGAUGCAGGAGCAGACGCUGCAGCUGGAGCAACAGUCCAAACUCAAGGAGUAUGAGGCCGCUGUGGAGCAGCUCAAGAGCGAGCAGAUCCGGCUGCAGGCCGAGGAGAAGAGGAAGACCCUGAACGAGGAGACGCGACAGCACCAGGCCAGGGCCCAGUAUCAGGACAAGCUGGCCCGGCAGCGCUACGAGGACCAGCUGAAGCAGCAGCAACUUCUCAAUGAGGAGAAUUUACGGAAGCAGGAAGAGUCAGUGCAGAAGCAGGAGGCCAUGCGGCGAGCCACCGUGGAGCGGGAGAUGGAGCUGCGGCACAAGCAGGACAUGCUGCGGGUGGAGGCUGAGGCCCGGGCGCGCGCCAAGGCCGAGCGGGAGAACGCAGACAUUGUCCGCGAGCAGAUACGCCUGAAGGCGGCCGAGCACCGCCAGACCGUCUUGGAGUCCAUCAGGACGGCUGGCACCUUGUUUGGGGAAGGAUUCCGUGCCUUUGUGACAGACUGGGACAAAGUGACAGCCACGGUGGCCGGGCUGACGCUGCUGGCCGUCGGGGUCUACUCGGCCAAGAAUGCCACGGCUGUCGCCGGCCGCUACAUCGAGGCUCGACUGGGGAAGCCGUCCCUGGUGAGAGAGACGUCCCGUGUCACGGUGCUGGAGGCUCUGCGGCACCCCCUCCAGGUCACCCGGCGGCUCCUCAGUCGGCCCCAGGAUGCCCUGGAGGGUGUUGUGCUCAGUCCCAGCCUGGAAGCACGUGUGCGUGACAUCGCCAUAGCAACAAGGAACACCAGGAAGAACCAGAGUCUGUACCGGAACGUCCUGAUGUACGGGCCGCCAGGCACCGGCAAGACGCUGUUUGCCAAGAAACUUGCCCUGCACUCAGGGAUGGACUACGCCAUCAUGACAGGCGGGGACGUGGCCCCCAUGGGGCGGGAAGGCGUGACCGCUAUGCACAAGGUCUUCGACUGGGCCAGUACCAGCCGGCGCGGCCUCCUGCUCUUUGUGGACGAAGCGGACGCCUUUCUUCGGAAGCGAGCCACCGAGAAGAUAAGUGAGGACCUCAGAGCCACCCUGAAUGCCUUCCUGCACCGCACAGGCCAGCACAGCAGCAAGUUCAUGCUGGUCCUGGCCAGCAACCAGCCUGAGCAGUUCGACUGGGCCAUCAACGACCGCAUUGAUGAGAUAGUCAGCUUCGACCUGCCGCGGCAGGAGGAGCGGGAGCGCCUGGUGAGAUUGUAUUUUGACAAGUAUGUUCUUAAGCCAGCCACAGAAGGAAAGCAGCGCCUGAAGCUGGCCCAGUUUGACUAUGGGAGGAAGUGCUCAGAGGUCGCUCGGCUGACAGAGGGCAUGUCGGGCCGGGAGAUCGCCCAGCUGGCCUUGGCCUGGCAGGCCAUGGCAUAUGCCUCUGAGGAUGGGGUCCUCACUGAGGCCAUGAUGGACGCCCGCGUGCAGGACGCUGUCCAGCAGCACCAGCAGAAGAUGUCGUGGCUGAAGGCAGAGGGGCCUGGGCCGGGGGCUGAGCGCCCUCCAUCCUGAGGCCACAGUGACCCACACCUCACGGAGCCUGGCAGCGGACCCCUCCCACUCCUGCCUCUCCAGCCCCUGUGCCUUGAGGAAGUGCUCCUGGGGGGGCCAGGGCUGCAUGCAGGGCCUCUGUGCACCAGGACAUCUUGUGGGGGUCAGCCAUUCCGCCAGGACGCCCCUUGUUGUGGGCAUUGGCUGGGGAGGGGCAGGUCUCCUUCCUGUCCCCCAAGACACUUUGAGAUGCAUUUUCUGUCUGGCUCAGAUUGGGAGGGGGAGGCUUUGCACCCGAGCCCCUGCAGAGGCCACUGGGAGGGUAGGUGCUGGGCAGAGUCCCAGGGGCCAGCAGGAAUGGGUUGAGUGGGGUCUUUGUUCUCAGCUCCCACAGCAGAGCCAGGUGUCAGCCCCGCACCCCAACCCUGCACACACAUGUGGCCCUGAAAAACUCCAGGCCAUGGCUGGGAGGCAGGGAGACUGGCAGGGGUGUCUGAGGCCACACCCAGCUGGCCGGUGCACACCUGUGGCUGGAGCGGGGGUCUGUUAAUCUAAUAAAGUCCCACAGGUGCCUCA